Molecule: messenger RNA, 1797 nt
Organism: Lactuca sativa (garden lettuce)
Lineage: Eukaryota; Viridiplantae; Streptophyta; Magnoliopsida; Asterales; Asteraceae
Product: F-box/FBD/LRR-repeat protein At1g78750
Molecular function (GO): protein binding
Source: RefSeq, a predicted model, not a curated record
GGGAAAGCAAAACUUGAGAUGCAUACAUUUCCGAAGAUUGAGUUUUGUAGUUAUUCAUGGGAAAGCAGAGACGAGGGCUCUGUUGCCGCUUGCCACCAUGGAGAUGUUUGAAGAACGUCAAAAUCAACCAAAAAAUGCCGAGAAACGUAUUAAGUAUCAAGAAAUCACGGAGAAAGGGGACGAGGAUGGAAUCAGUGCGUUGCCCGAUGGAUUGCUUCUUGAAAUCCUCUCUCGUUUACCCUAUACAAAAGAUGCGAUUAGAACAGGUAAACUCUCCAAGCGAUGGGAAAAUCUUUGGAAUUGGGUACCUACUCUGAUUUUUACACAUUUAGAUCAUCAUCGCCGGUGUGAAUGUUUCCAAAACCCUAACUCAAUUUACGAUUUCGCGCGAUUGGUGGAGAAAACCCUAACUCAAUGUCGCCAGUUGAAGCUAAAGAAAUUCAAACUGCAUUCGUAUUAUGCUAUUCGAUUUGAAUCGCAGUUCAACAAUUGGAUUCGUCAUGCUAUAAGUUGUAACGUUGAAGAGCUUGACUUGGAGUUUCUGUACAGGGACAGGGACGCUGAGUUUCGGCUAGAUCAAUCUAUUUUCAACAAUUCUUGUUUUACCGAUCUGAAAUUAGCAGGCUGCAUGUUGAAUCCAAGUGGGGCGAUUAGUUGGAAAAAUCUCAAGAGUUUGUAUAUUUCCUAUCUGAUGUUAGAUGAAGACUUGAUCGAAAAUAUAUUAUCUGGAAGUCCUCUAUUGGAAACUUUGGUGUUGGAAGAUUUCGAUGGUUAUAGGGGGAUAGAGAUUAGUUCAUAUGAUGAAUCUGAAGACGAUAUCAUCAAAAUCAAUGCUCCCCAACUGAAGAAGCUCAAGAAAUUCGAAGCAGCGUCAUCUGAAUUUGAUAUUAAGUUAGAAUUACAACUCAACAGUUGGAUUUGUUAUGUUAUAAGAUGCAAUGUUAAAGAGAUUAUAUUAAAGUUAUCGACUAACAAAUUCGAAUCUGAAUCUGAUUUUAAGUUAGAUCAAACUCUUUUCACCUGUUCGUGUCUGACUGAUCUGACAUUAGAUCUGUGCACGUGCAUGGUUAUUCCAGCUGGGGUGAUUAGUUGGAAAAAUCUUAGGAAUUUGUGUAUAUCGUAUGGGAGUUUAGAUGAAGAGUUGAUUGAAAAUAUAUUAUCAGGGAGUCCUGUAUUGGAAACUUUGGAGUUGGAUCUUUGCUAUGGUUAUAGGAGGCUUAAUAUUACUUCAAAGAGUCUUAAAAACUUGGUGAUAUCUAAAUACUGGAAUUACUUGAAUAGUUAUGAUGUAUCUACAUCUGACGCUGAUUUGGAUGGAUACUUGGAUUAUUGUAUUGGAUCUGAAGCCCAUAUCGAUAUGAAAUCAAUGCUCCUAAUAUUCAAUCACUAAGAAUCGAACAGGAAAUAGAUUUGUUGAAGCUUUUGUUGGUAGAUGUGUCGUCUUUAGUUAAAGCUAACUUAAAUUAUACAGCGCCUAAAAAAGUGGAAGAAGAGAUGCUUAAAGGAUUUAUAAUGAAGCUUGGCCAUGUCAAGGAGCUUAAAAUUGGGAUUUUAUGUUCUCAGGUGGUUUCCUGUUUGCAAGAUAAAGGUUUCGUUUUUCCAUCAAAUGUCAAGUUUCCUCAAGUGGAAGUCACCCGAGCUUAACUGAUUCUUGAUGCUUUAAGUUCAUGUUUAGGCAUUAGUUUUUUUUUCCCACUCAACUGGUUAUAAGUCUGUUAAUCUGAUUACUUUUUCUUUUUUUCAUUAUCUUAAUUUCUUUUGUAUUACAGCUGGUUAAAUGUUACUAGUUUUUCUUUU